GGCGAACCAUUCCAUUCUUUCUGCUCUGUAAUGCACUUACAAUGGCCAUCCUCUCCGCCACGUGAUUAUUUAAACUAAUCAAUCAAUGCAACCAAUAGGUGCUCUUCACCUGAAUGCGUGCAGCAUCAUCUCCUAUCGCUUGGUUUUUGUCAACUGCUCUCUCAUGAGUGGCUAUGCCCAUGCCUGUUUAGCCGGAUUCCGGGGUUAUCAUUCUUCCUCUGCCACAUCAUCCACAUCCCGUGAUUCACCGGUUAAAAGUCACCAUGAGCCACUACUCAAGGUUUCGCACAUGCACUUUCUCAGCACCACGGGAAGCUCCAAUUCGUCUAGCUCAAAGCAUUCUGGCAGGAGUACUGUCGAUGUAGUGCCUUCGUCUUCCCCGGAUCGAUUAAGAUGCACUUCCUCGUUUAAUCAGUACCCACAGCACAGAUGCAUUGAUCCCAUAAAUUGCACUCAGACGUCCCGUAGGCAGUACCGUCUGCUCAGGAGCACCUAUGUGUUAUCCUGCCUCCCACCGUUUAUACAUUCGGAGCAAGUUUCCGACCGUGAACUACUAACCCGACGUCUGGACACUUAUUUCUAUCGGUAUCCACAUCAAGAAUAUGGUUCGAACGCAAAUGCCUUUUCAGACUCCAGAUUAAUCCGGCCAUCUGAAUUGGGAUCUGAAGUCACUGUUUCAGAGAACAGCACAAAAGCGAAAACAGCCUUUCGGUGUUCAAAGACCAACUCCAGUUACAGUAGUGGUGUGCUGAUGGAAACGAUCUCUUCCAGGCGGUUGUCCUCUACAUCACUACCCUCGUUACUACACGCUGAUUCUUCAGUGACUGUGGAGUCAUGUGCUGAACCAUUGCGUCCUUUCUGCUCUGUAAUGGAUUUGCCUCAUUCCCACCAUAUGCCUUGUCGUACACCCUGUACUUUCACCGUAAACACAUACUUGUUACCAUCCGCUACCACUGGUAUGGUCACAAAUUUACCAUUGGAUGCUAUAUCUGCAUCUUGCCAAACCUCUCUGUUUGAAGAAAUCGAUGAGCUCUCUGUGUUGCCUGUUCAACCAGUCGGGCCAUUUUUACAUCCACCAACAUAUUCCGAUCUCGUGGCGUCGCGUGAUAGCACCCAUUCGUUGACCGGAUUGACCUGCACGUCUUCCCGCUCUAUAAAUUGCUCCCCAGAUCGUGUGUCACCCACUAACGCACCAGAGUCACCAUAUAUCUACCUGGAUGAGUCUCUUCACACUGAUUUGCUCCGUGCCCCAGGUGGUUCUGCCUCUUCGGUAACCGAAUCACUCGAACACGCUUUUCCUCUUUGUGAUAGUAUACCUCCCAAGAGAAAUCAACUCUUUACUUCGCUCCUCACGUCACAUUCACCUGCUACUCCCACUCUGACUUUACCUUACCCGCCUAGCGCCGAUUCAUUUUCUACCGUUCACUCUCACGAAGCUCCUGACUGGCCUCCCGCUCCGUCGGAUGUAUCGAGCGAUCAUGCCAUUGCAGACGUUACUGCUCAUUCACAUAUCAAGGACAACAAUCAAUUUCGUGUUUGUCGAAACGUCGUUAAUGUUUUGAUCACACCUUGCGCCUCCUGGUUUUCUUCGUCUCCAACUCAAGUCUCUCCGCCCACUGAAGUACUCCUCGAGUAUUCUCCAUUGGUCAUCAAAGAUGAAGAGAUGUUGUCGAGUGUGUAUAGGUCAAAACCCACUAUCGGUUCUUCUGCUAAUGAUAACAAUUUAUAUCCUCGAAAUGUCGUUUCAUCUGCGUCGCAUAGCCAUCAAACUUUCGAUACACCUGAAUCGGUAGAUACUUCAUCUGUUCACCUUCGUACUUCAUCAACGAAAGCGAUUCAUUUGCGGGGCGUCCUGAACAGUGGAGAUGGUCCAGACUGUUGUCCAUUGGUUGAAACCGACCCCACUAAUCACCCUGUCAUUCUUAACACACCCACUGUGGAUUCAACGAGGCUUUCUCCCGGGCUGUUGCCUCCACAGAGGCGAAAGGUAAUCUGUUCUCCCAUCUUUGCUCAACGAUCAUCCGGGUCCCUAAGAAAUCGUUCUCGUACCCCUCGGCAACCAGCCCCCACAUCUUCUGAAGUAUACGCCUCGAUACAAUCGAAAUUUUUGAUUACAAGCUCACCUCAGCUCCAUAAAAUUCAUUCAGGCUCUUUGGAUUGCGUCUCAUCGAGACGGUCUCCUCCUCAGUCAACAAUUCUCUCCAGAUUAGGACAUUCUGGGGAUGGUGAACCACCCACAGUCUCUCAUUUAUUUUCGGUCCCAGACAUUAUUGGCUUGAGGAAUUCAGUCUCCAAUGUAGGUAGUCCCCAACCCCCCACACAGCAUAAGGGCUUAUGUGGAACCCAAGGCCGACCCACUGACCGCCGCCUGUAUCGAAUUCUUCAGCGAUACCCAGGCUCCCGUGCCGAUAUGCUGUCCGAAACCCAGCAUGUGCAUGGUACGGAUCUGGCUUUUGUAGUGUUGAGCACCACCUCGUGGCAUCAUAUGUUGUGCUUGGUUCGCGACGUGGAUCGAUGUUUUCCCCAUUGGCAUCUCGCACGCCAGUUGCACCGAAGAACUGCGUAGGAACAAUUUUUCAACGCGUUUUUAACGCAACUUCCACUUGUGUCGCGCUGUAUCUGACAACCAUACUACUGGCUUGCGCUUCAUCAAUGAGAAUGAUAUCUUUCGCC
Molecule: messenger RNA, 2673 nt
Organism: Dicrocoelium dendriticum
Lineage: Eukaryota; Metazoa; Platyhelminthes; Trematoda; Plagiorchiida; Dicrocoeliidae
Source: the annotation of a GenBank genome assembly